UUGAAUGUACUAGAAUUCCUAUAAAAACCCUAAUUUCAAUUACAAUCCUCGAACUUCAUCUCUCCUUAUCUACAUCUCCGCCGUCCCGGCCACCUCGCCGUCCCCCACUAACCUCCACCGCCAGCCUCAAGCAAACGCCUUUCCCCUUAACCUUUCUCCAUUCCCCGACACCGAUCUACAUAAUCCCUGCCCUCAUUUCCCCUUAAAAAUAUCUUGCAUCCAUCUCAGAUCCCUUUCCAAUGGAAGGUGAAACGGCCUCUGAUCCCAUCGCCGACGGAUCUCCGCUGGUGUCUCGGGUGCGGAAACUUUUGUUUCGGCGAAUGCUUGUCGGUGUUAAAGACGGGCGAUUCUUUCUUGGGUCUUUCCAUUGCAUCGACAAGCAGGGCAACAUCAUCCUGCAGGACGCCGUAGAGUACCGCAGUAUCCGACGAUCGCCGCAGUCGCCGAUGGAGCAGCGGUGUCUUGGUAUCAUCCUAAUUCCUGCUGCCUGCCGCUCUUCCUGCCAUGUAGAUUGCUCCAUCAACGAGCAGAUGUCUCUGCUAUCUAUCAUUUGAUGAAGAUGGGAAUCUGGAGGUGCUGUUGUCAACAGCUUCAAGGUUUAUCAUGAAAGAUCAUGCUGUGUAUUGCCGAUGUAACUUACAAUAAAAGGUUCCAAUUACAAGCUUUGGAGGGGAAGCAAAUGAAGGUACAAUGAUUGAUGUUGUUAUUAUGAACAUGGCAAUAAUCUUAGUUCUGUUAAGUCUCUUAUGUAUUGAAAGUUCUUUUAGCAUUGUGUUGUUUUGAUGAAGGUUGUAAAUUUCCAACUUUAUAUUAAGUGAUUUUAUUAUAAUCAUUUUCUGUUGUGAA
Molecule: messenger RNA, 846 nt
Organism: Dendrobium catenatum
Lineage: Eukaryota; Viridiplantae; Streptophyta; Magnoliopsida; Asparagales; Orchidaceae
Exons: 2
Coding region: 240-554 (104 amino acids)
Cellular component (GO): NatC complex
Source: RefSeq, a predicted model, not a curated record